Molecule: messenger RNA, 1412 nt
Organism: Mycena citricolor
Lineage: Eukaryota; Fungi; Basidiomycota; Agaricomycetes; Agaricales; Mycenaceae
Source: the annotation of a GenBank genome assembly
CCUAGUCCCUUUCAACAUUUUCGAUGCUUUUGCCAGUCACAUCAGCGGGCCCGUUAUGGCUCUUUGCAGCUUCCUGGGCUUGUUUCCAGGCCACCAGCUGGAUCGCUGUCGUACCAACCGACUUAGCACACAUUCCGCCAGCCAGCGGAACGCCUUCCAAUUAUGGGACGGGUGAAAAACCGUCGGUAUACGUGGAUGGGAUCAGCUUUCGCUACAUAUGCUAACCUGGACCGUCGGCGCACUAUUGCUCUUCUCUGACAACUGACUGGCUAUACAGGACAAGGCCGCGACUCUCUCUGUCCCCAGCUUCCCGCCCGCGGCUGUAUGUAGGCAAUCUCUUUGACUUGGGUGCCAAGCGCCAGUGGGAAAGACUGCAGGCGCCGAGUCGCAAACUCGCAUCGCAUGUCAUCCACCUCAAUAUGCUCCUCUCCGUCGAAACCAUCGAACAACUUCUCGAAAGGCGAUCAUCCAACAGCUCAGAUCGGUAUGCGCCGGCAGCUCUGGCAGAAUGGCCGUUCGGUCACCCUAUCCUCCAAGGCCUCAGCUGGCUUAAGAAUGACUUCUACGUCAAUUGAGUCAUCGGCGCCGGUUUCCAGCGGAAGGCCAGAGAAUGGAAAGUCAUCGGUUGGAAAGUGGUGGACAUGCGAAUUGUCGACGUGCUCCGUCGACUGGCGAGUCUUGCUCUCGCCGACAAAAGCUCUGCCACUGAUCGUGUUUACCCCGGACAUCGGAACCGCAUCAAUAUCCCUUCCUGUUCAGUGCUGAUCGUCUCCCCCAGCUCCAAUCUGGUCCCGUAGAACAGAAACAUCCCAAUGAAAAAACCAUCAAGGCCUCCGCGGCGACGCUCUCCCUCGCAGACUCGGACACUGACGGUCAAUCGAUGCUUUACUCGGCGGCGAUCAGCGUCUGCCCACGCUCGCCGACCGGGCCCGGCUGCCGCAUGUCACGGCACUGAUGAAAGAGGUGUCGCGGUUGAAGAACAUGUUCACGUAAACCUCCCUCAUCUCUCGGCCGCGGAGGACAAGUAGAGAGGGUGGAGAAUCCCUGCCGGCUCGAUCGUCUUGGCAGAUAUUUUGUUAGUUACUCUUAUCUACUCCGUCUCCGUCAUGAUGUCCGAUGUUUCUUUCCUGCCCAGGGCGAUUCUCCAUGACGAGUUACAUGUGCAUCUGUUGUCUUCCCAUGCAAAUCCACCCUGUGGAUUUAGAAACUCUUUCCCCGUCCAUUUGAAUUCAUCCCGGAGCGCUUUCUGGACAUGAACCCCCCCUCCCGAUAAGGCCGGAGCACUCUACCUCUUCGGGUUGGGCUUCGGCCGCAGAAUCCGUCCUGGCAGAUUCAUGGCCAUGUUCUCAAUCUGGUGCACCAUAGCCCUCAUCUUCACUGCAUUCGACAUCUCCAAAGCGGUGGACGGACAC